CUUAUAUUAUGGGAAACAGGAUUAAUUAUGACUACGGCUUCUAUGAAGGAGAAACAAAAGGAUUUUUCGAUAGAAUAAAACAUGGAGAAGGACGUUUUGUUUGGAAUAAUGGCCACAAAUAUGAAGGAGAAUAUGUUGAUGGGGAACGAACUGGACAAGGAACCUAUUACUGGCCAGAUGGAGAUAAAUAUGAAGGAGAAUGGGUUGGUGGAGAUCGAACUGGAAAAGGAACCUUUUACUGGUCAAAUGGAAAUAAAUAUAAAGGCGACUUUAGAAAUGGUAAGAUGACUGGUCAAGGAGUAUAUACCUUUGCGACUGGAGGAUCUUAUACUGGCAGGUUUGAGGAUGGCAAAUUUUGUGGAUAUGGAAAGAUGAUUUAUAAAGACAGAAGCACAUAUGAAGGGUUUUGGGAGAAUGAUAGUAGGAAUGGUAGAGGAACUUACAUUGAUGUUGAUGGGGACAAGUACAUAGGUGAAUACCAGAAUGGUUCUAAGCAUGGAAACGGAUUAUACACAUGGGCAGACGGAAAAACUUAUGACGGAGGUUGGCGAGAUGAGCAGAAGAGUGGAUAUGGAGUUUUUAAGUGACCCAGUGGAGAUAAAUAUGAAGGCUAUUUUAAAGAUGGUCUCCAAAGCGGAAAAGGAACAUAUUAUUUUCCCAAUGGAAAUAAGUACGAGGGAGACUGGCUUAAAGGUGACAUGCAUGGUAAAGGAUUAUUCACAUGGGCUGAUGGCACAACUUAUGAAGGAAACUUCGUUAAUGACAAGAAAGAAGGAUAUGGAGUCAAGAAAUAUACUAAUGGAGGAAAGUACGAAGGCUAUUGGAAGAACGAUGAAUACAAUGGAAAGGGAACAGAGGUUUUUGGUAAUAAAAACAAGUAUGAAGGAGAUUUCUUGGAUGGCAAAUUACAUGGAAAAGGGUUAUAUUCUUGGACUGAUGGAUCGUCUUAUCAAGGUGACUUCCAAAGAGGAAGUUUUAAUGGGUACGGAGUCAAGAAGUACAAGAAUGGAUGAAGAUACGAGGGUGAAUGGAAGGAUAGCCAAAGACACGGAAAAGGAACCUACUACUAUUUCGAUGAACUAAAGUAUGCAGGCGACUUAGCUCAAGUUAAAAAGAAUGGUGAAAAAGUAAUACCCAAGCUUGUGUUGAGAAAGACCUAUGAAGGUGACUUUGUUGACGACCAGAUGACUGGAACUGGAGUCAGAACUUGGAAAAACGGAGACAGAGAUGAAGGAUCAUUCAAAAAUGGAAAGCUGCAUGGGAAGGCAACAAGACACUAUGCUAAUGGUAAAAAGUUAGAAACAGAGUGGAACGAAGGAGAGUUGAUCAAGACUAUUAAUCUAGAUGAUUAA
This is a messenger RNA of Moneuplotes crassus, 1352 nucleotides long. NCBI's taxonomy places the organism in Eukaryota, Ciliophora, Spirotrichea, Euplotida, Euplotidae. The record is from the annotation of a GenBank genome assembly.